AAUCUUGGCUACUUGCCAUUAACAAAGCUACUACUUUUCUCUGAAUUUUCCUUGGGGGCAGUGGCUCCCUCUGGUUUUGGAUGCUCUCCUGGGGCUGGGGUACUGUGAGGAUGAGGAUCUUAUAAAAGCUUGACUAGAACUCAAAUUACAAACCUUCCAAGGCCACUAUAUUCUCCCUCCCCUCUCUCCCCCCUUUUUUCUUUAACUCUGUCUUGAAUCUGUAACUCUCAUAGAACCAUUUAUAUUGGCAUUAGGUUUGAUAGAGCUUUUAACAAUCAUUACAAGAGUCCUGCUUUGACCUGAUGGUGACACACUAAAGCCACACCUCCUUGAUGGUGACACAUUAAAGCCACACCUCCUUGCCAUUGCUAGCUAUCUUACAUGCAGCUGAACAAACAGGUAGAAAUUAUUUAUUUUAAACACAUGAUAUUGACCUGAUGAGGAAAAACAAACUGUAGAGCCAACUGCGGUAAGAUAUUAAGCAGGACUUCCUGUUGGCCUUCGCUUUAAGAGCAAUGCUACUAUACACCUACUUACUUUUGAGACAUUAAGAUGCAUGUCGCUUUAAUGGAAUGUCAACUUUAGCAUGAAUUAAUAAAGGGGUAAGGAAGAGUAAUGAAUGUGGGAGAGCCUGGGAUUGGGAGCAGGUCCUCUCUUACUCUGGGGACUAUAUCUGUUUCUCACUUCAGUUGUUAUGCCCCCGCUUUUGUAGAAACCAAGUAUCUUCUCUGUGAACUCUGCCUUCUGCGACUUGAGGCACAUGGAGUGACAGUGUUUAAUUGUAAACAUUAAGAUCAUUAACAGAUGCUCUCUGGAAAUUGCACUUAUGACAACCUGUUAUCAGUAGCUUCAAAUGAUACAGGAUCUAGUAUUUUUGAUGUCCCAGUAAGUGUCGUAGUUCUGUGGCAGAGUCUCAACAUUUUGUGACUUGCAAGUCUAAGCAGUGAAAUGCCCAACUCUGAAUAAGCGGAUCUGCACAGGAAGAUAAUUUAAUUUUGCAGUAGCCUAGUUCCUUUAAAGGAUUUUAACAGAACAGAAAUUAUUUUUUCCUUUAAAUUCUGACCAGAGUGCAAGUAUUGCCUGAACAUGACUGAGUGGACUUUACUCAGUACCUGACAUAGUUGUAGACCUGCAGGGCAUUUCCUUCCCUCUUGCGCCCUCUGCCUCUAAUUAUAUGUGUAAAACAUCUGUGAUUUCAAUCCCUUGUGGUCCUCUCUCUCGGAUCCCUAAAGAAGUGGCUUUCCAUAAACUCAAUUUCCUGUCCCAUUUCUGUAAUGGCAGUUCAGUUAACACUGACCAAAUUCUCUUCUGCUUCUUAGGUCAAUAUCCGACACAGCCGUCCUACCCAGUGCAACCUCCUGGUAAUCCUGUGUACCCACAGACAAUGCCUCUUCCUCAAGCACCACCUUAUACCGAUGCACCUCCUGCUUACUCUGAGCUCUAUCGUCCAAGCUUUGUGCAUCCAGGGGCUGCCACCGUACCUACUAUGUCCGCUGCAUAUCCUGGUGCUUCUCUGUACCUACCCAUGGCACAGUCUGUGGCUGUUGGCCCAAUGGGCUCUUCAGUUCCAAUGGCAUAUUAUCCUGUAGGUCCUGUCUACCCUCCUGGGUCAACUGUCCUUGUUGAAGGUGGCUUUGAUGCCGGAGCGAGGUUUGGGGCUGGUGCCACUGGUAGUGUUCCUCCGCCACCUCCUGGCUGCCCUCCCAACGCAGCCCAGCUGGCUGCCAUGCAGGGUGCCAAUGUGUUAGUGACGCAACGGAAGGGAAGUUACUUCAUGGGGGGCUCGGAUGGUGGCUACACUAUCUGGUGAACAAAGAGGCUAUGUUUGUUUAAGGAAAGACAUCACAUACUGUCAGCACUUCUCACAAUGUAACUGCUUUAGUCAUAUUAACCUGAAGUUGCAGUUUAGACACAUAACGGUGGGGUGUCUUCCUGGUGCCCAACCCUUCAGGCACUUUUAAAACGUAAUAAGAAACCAUGUAAUGGUAGCAGUGCCUCUAUUAAAGAGGGGUUAAUUCAUGAAAUGAAUGUGAGCUAAGCAGCCCCACAGAUCUUCCUUUAAUUCCACUGGAGUAAUACUGCAGCACUGUCUCUUGGCUUUUAUUAAUCAACUGUCUAUAAAUUAGGGGGGCGGGAGGAGAAGGGUAGGAAGGAAAUCUGACUUCAAAGUAUCAAACUAUAAUUCUUGCAGCUCCAUCUCAAAUCUAUUGCUUAUCAAUAGGAGUGAGAUACAUGCAUCCUCUUUCUCCUUCCAUAGAAUCAAUGGUGCUGGAUAGAAAGCCAGUCACAUUCAUUUCUCUGGUGGCCACAUAGAGCUUUUUCUCCCUCGCGACUUCACAGUAGAAUGGAUCCCUUGAAGCACUCUCUGUGCUCGCAUUCGCUCUUCAUUUUUCUCCAGGAAGGUUUGCAGCUAGGAUGUGACAUGGGAUGUUCUUUUGAUACAUUCCCAGUAGCGUUGGGACUUCUUUGCACGUUGAGUCUAAUCAAAGCCAUGCUUUGGUGCCGGAAACACGGUGCAACUCCUGUGCGAACAUUUCAUUAAAUGCAAACUAGACUUUUAAAACUACAGCUUAAUAACAAAACCACAUUUUAAAAGCAACUUGGUAUCUUGACAGCAAAACUUAAGGCUAUUGCUCAGAAUAGAGAGACGGGUUUCCAUCUGUGCUUGGGUGUGUAGCAACUGUCAAUCAACACACAAGUUAGCUUGGUGAAUGGCUUGUUUUAUGAAUGCAUCCUUUAAAAAAUGACUUGAGUAUAAUGAAGUCUUAUUAGGGUUAAGAAGAAUAUUUCAGGGAUCCUCAAUCUUUUGGUUUUUGUUUUAUGAAGAAAAAAAAUCAGAUUUGGUGAAUAUAUUUUAUCUUGAGGUUUCAGUUGAAUCUAAAUCUCUGUAUUGUAUGUUGUGUUAAACCGUACAACUGACUGUUCUGGAAGUUCAGCAUUAUGUCUCUCUGUAUACACUGUGGUGCACUUAACUUGUGGAUUUUUUUUAUACUAAAAAAAGUAGAAUAAAGACUAUUUUGAAAAUUUGAAUAAAGUGACAAAGUUGCAUUAGACCUCA
This is a messenger RNA of Terrapene triunguis (Three-toed box turtle), 3058 nucleotides long. It is a transcript of the gene DAZAP2, whose product is annotated as DAZ associated protein 2. The transcript has 3 exons. NCBI's taxonomy places the organism in Eukaryota, Metazoa, Chordata, Testudines, Emydidae. Bases 1175 to 1810 code for a protein of 211 amino acids. The record is from RefSeq and is a predicted model, not a curated record.